AGGUGUGCCUGAUGGUAAUACCAAUGCAAGUCCAAAACACCAGCCAGAGAACAGAAGUUCAGAGAACUACACACCACAGAAGUAUUUCUCAUCCUUGGAGAUGUACAGCAAUAAGUCACUUGAUUCCAGAGAUGAUGUAACUGUCACGUCCACUGACAAACUUGAAUGGGACCCUUCUGUAGCCAACGAUGAUGCAAGAACAGCAUUAACAGAUGUUACUAGGACAUCUGUGGAGAAGAUUGGGGGUUUGACACAAAGACUACAGGACCUUGAUAUCGAUUUAGAUCACUUAAAGCAUCUGAGGGUGGUGGAUGAAACAGGAGGUCUUCCUCAUGCUUCAGGAAAUGCUGAAGAGCUUUUAAAGAGAAUCAAGCAGUGCCCUGAAUGCAGUAGUUUGAAUAAAGCUUACAUGAAUUGGUGUGUUGUCUGUGGUGAGGUGCUUAUUGGCAUUGAGCCUACAUUCCACAAGAACAAUAGUCAGGUUAUUAGCUCACAGCAGAAGAAAAAGGCAGUAAAUACUCCAGCGCCAAACCAAGGGAGACAUUGUCUACAGGAUACAGAAGUAAAAGAAGCAAAUACAAAGUGUGCAGACAAAGAAUUUUCUGGAAAAGGGUCUAAAGAGUCUUCAGGAGAUCGGUCUCCUUUAAAUUUGCCAGUUCAAUUUGGGUUAGAAGAGAUUACCUCUGCCUUAUCCAGAGGUAAACGGAGGGAGAAUGAAUACCCACAACAGAAGAGCGACGACAAGCAGGAGCUUCCAGAAGGAGCAUUUAGUGAUGAGGAAGAUGCUGUUUUAGUUGAGAAUGAUAAAGAAGACGGUGUUAAUGAUGUGGAUCUUAAAACAGAUCAUAGAUUUUUGGAAGAGAUUGAAGAUCCACUGAUAAGAGAAUUUGCUAUUUCCUACAGAAAAAGACAGCUGCUUCAGCAGAAUAACUCAGUUCAGAUUUCUCACAGAACAUCCAACAAGUGCUCUGUGAAGUCAAAAGUUGCUAGUAGUAUGGAUAGUAUGCAAGAUGCGGAUUUAUCGCUUACUGACACAUCCCUUGUUGCUACAUUCGUAGCUGCUACUUCAAGUGCUACAUUAUCUCCUGCUUUUACGUCAGCUGCUACAACAUCAGUUGUUGCUACAUUAGGUUCUUCCACAUCAACUGUUUCUACACAAGGUGAUGUUAAACACUUCAUCUCCGCUCCUUGGAAAAAAGAAAUUGGCCCAAAUCUGUGUUUUAACGUUGGAGUGUCUGACAUGACUUCUGAUUACAUACUCCCAGCUCCAGGACCACCGCGCAGAUCUUGUGCUCCUGACAAAGGAAGAGCAACAAAUGAUGCAUUGCUGCAGCCAUUUAUUGCACAUGUUACAACCAUCAAUGAUGGAAAUACCCAGUCAAGCUCUGACCAGCACCAGGUCAAUAAGAACAGGGAUCUACAAGCUGAAGCUUCUAAUGAGGAGAGGAAGAUGAUAAAGAAGAAAAAGAAAAAGAAAAAGCUGAGAGGAGAAGCUGUUGACAUAGAAAUUUUUAGUUACAGUGAAACACAGAAAAGUUCUUCUCAACCUACAAGCAGAGUUGUACCAGCAUUGAAUCUGAAAAGUUCUAGUGAUGAGGGAAAUGAUAAUGAUGAUGAUGAUGAUGACAGUGAAGAGACAGAAGCUGAAGCAAUUGAUGAGGAUGUUAGGGAUUUUCCUGCAAGUAGUGAUUUUGACAAGCAAAUAAAUCUUUCUAACCCUGCAAAAUCUUAUAACAAUACUCAGCCAAUUAGAAAUCAUAAAAAGGUGCCAUUUGCCAAGUCAUUGCAGUCUCAUCCAAUUAAAGCAGCUGAUACAUCUCCACCUCAGCCGUCCUUCAGCCAAUCAGGAGCUUCGUUUCAUCAUGAGAGAAAUCGAGGUGGUGUUAUGAGCGGUGCGGCCAGAUAUCAGCGGCACUGGAACAGGUCAAGUAUUGCUUGGAGCUCCUACAACCCACGUGAGCUCAGCACCAGGUUGAGUGGAUAUUCAGUAGCAGCAGCCCAAAGGAGACCAUCUAGUGCCGGCACUCAGCAGAGGUUAUUACUGUCUUAUCUGGUGUGCUGUCAGCUGCAACCCAUUUCAGGGUUUCAUCAGAGACCUUCCAGUGCAAAUGUUCCUCGUGGCCAAGGAAGGCCACAGCUGCAGUCACCAGAUAAGUCACAGAAAUAUAGUUUCCAUGGUUACCCACCAGCUACAUCACAUGGAGACGGUUUCCAUGGUUACCCACCAGCCACAUUGUCAUAUGGAAAUGAGUCGGAAUCACCCCUAGCUAGGGAGUCCCUUCAGUGUGGCUUCUCCCAUACUGGAGAGAUCAUCUGUGACAAGGACUCACCAAGGCUGUUGUGCGCAGAGUUUCAUAGACUUCCUCCGACAGAUAUCGUCGGAGAAGAGGACUCAGAUCAACUACAAGCUGUGGCCAUGAAUUCCUAUCAGAAGUUGCUUGAAAUGACGCCACGAAUUGCCGAGGGUCAGAUAUCACAGUGGGAAUGUUUACCGGAUGAAAUCUGGCUGCACAUUUUCCGCUUCCUGUCCCAUAGGGAGCUGAUCAAUAUGAUGCUGGUGUCGAAAUACUUUAACCGACUGGCAAACGAUGCGACUCUUUGGAAAUACAUAACUGUGAAGCCAAAGUAUUCAAUGACAGACCAGGCUUUGGCAAAAAUGGCUCAACAUCGACCAGUCUCUCUGGCCAUGGUUAAAUGCCAGGGCACUCAGGUAACCUCUGAGGGGCUGCACUACUUCUUCCAGGAAUGCCAACGCCAGCUUAAGGAACUGAACAUCUGUGGCUGCAGCCAGGGAUUCCUUGUUGGAACUGAGAUUUUGAGGGCAGCUGCUAUCGGCUGCAAGAAUCUGACUCACCUGGAUGUCAGUUUUUGUAACGUCAGCGACGAGUCUUUCCUAGCAUUGUGUCGCCGUGCUGAGAGGCUUGAAAGUGUGUGCCUGAAUGGCUUUCAGUCGUUGAAGGACACCACCUUGCUGGUUCUGUUAAAGAAACAUGGGAAAAGCCUUCGAACGCUGGAACUCUAUGCUUGUUUCUCACUGAGUACCUUUGCAUUUGUCAGCAUCGGAAAGCACUGCAGGAGGUUGCGGCGCCUCUGUUUGGGAAGUUGUAGCAAGUUAUCAGAUACUGCCACCACCAAGUUAUGCUCGUAUUUAAGACAUAUGGAGGAGCUGGAUCUGCGAGGUUCUAACAGCCUGAGAAAUAAUAGCAUUGCCAAGAUUGUGGUCAGCUGUCCUCGCAUCCACACCCUGGUCUUAGCCAACUGUCAUCAGCUUACUGAUGCUGCACUUAUGAUAAUUGCAGAUAAUUUGAAGACCACCAUACGUGCCCUUGAUGUGUGUGGCUGUGAAAGUGUGACCGAUGUGGGGGUGACCUAUCUGGCUGAGAACUGUGGUCAUCUAACAACACUGGACAUUAGCUCCACCAGAUGUACAGGUGCCAGUGUACUAAAGCUUGCGGAUGGCAGCUGUAACCAGCGUCUUGAGACGGUGAAGUUCAGUUUUUUGUCUUCGUUGACAGAGGCCUGUCUAAUUACUUUGAUAAGUCAAUGUCCGAGAUUAAAGUCAGUUCAUGUAUUUGGCUGCGCUUCUCUGAAAAAUAAGGCCAACCUGCAGUCUGGCAACCCUGAGCUUUCAAUAGAAGGAGAUUUCAAGUGA
Molecule: messenger RNA, 3652 nt
Organism: Candidula unifasciata
Lineage: Eukaryota; Metazoa; Mollusca; Gastropoda; Stylommatophora; Geomitridae
Source: the annotation of a GenBank genome assembly